Staurois parvus is the source of this 1857-nucleotide messenger RNA. The record is from the annotation of a GenBank genome assembly. Lineage: Eukaryota; Metazoa; Chordata; Amphibia; Anura; Ranidae.
CUAGGUGCCUAUGUACUUCAGGUGAAAGCAACGGAUGCUGAUGAUCCUACAUAUGGAAGCAGUGCAAGAGUGGUUUAUAGCAUUCUUCAGGGACAACCUUAUUUUUCUAUUGAUCCUAAGACGGGUGUCAUCAGAACAGCUUUACCAAACAUGGACAGAGAAGUCAAAGAACAGUAUCAAGUCCUUAUACAAGCCAAGGAUAUGGGAGGGCAACUAGGAGGUUUAGCAGGAACUACAACUGUUAAUAUUACGCUCACUGAUGUUAAUGACAAUCCCCCUCGAUUUCCAAAAAGUAUAUUUUAUGUAAAAGUACCAGAAAGUUCUCCAGUAGGAUCACCAAUUGGAAGGAUAAAUGCUGUGGAUCCUGAUUUUGGAAAGAAUGCUGAAAUAGAAUAUAGCAUUGUUCCUGGAGAUGGUGGGAAUCUUUUUGACAUCAAAACAGACAAUAAUACACAGGAGGGAAUACUAAUUUUAAAAAAGCCACUAGAUUUUGAGACAAAAAAAGCAUACACAUUUAAAGUGGAAGCCUCCAAUAUUCAUGUGGAUCAUCAUUUCAACUCAGUGGGACCAUUUAAAGACACUGCAACUGUGAAAAUAAAUGUAUUAGAUGUUGAUGAGCCUCCAGUUUUCAGCAAGACAUUUUACACAAUGGAAGUGUACGAGGACACUCCUGUCGGCACAAUAAUAGGAGCUGUGACAGCACAAGAUCUAGACAUAGGAACCAGCCCUGUCAGGUAUUCUCUUGAUGCAAAUGAUAUGAACAAUAAUUUUUCUGUUGAUCCAAUUGAGGGAACCAUUGCAACAAAUGAACUAUUGGAUCGAGAGAGCACUGCACAAUUUAACUUAUCAAUAAUUGCAAGUAAAAUGAGCAAUCCACAACUGACUAGUUUGGUACAAAUCAUUAUACAUGUACUGGAUGUUAAUGAAUUUCCACCUGAGGUGACAGUACCAUAUGAAAUAUCAGCAUGUGAUAAUUCCAAACCAGGACAGAUCAUCCAAAUUAUUGGUGCUGCUGACAAGGAUAUGUCACCUGCAGGGCAGAAAUUUUCCUUCAGAAUGCCACCUGAUGGUUCCACAAACCCCAAUUUUACCAUCCAUGACUAUAAAAAUAAUUCAGCUGGCAUAGUUGCUCAGAGACAUGGGUAUAGCCGAAGACAGAAAGAGUUCUAUCUUCUCCCAGUGGUGGUGGAGGACAGCAGUUAUCCUAUUCAAAGUAGUACAAGCACACUGACCAUUAGAGUAUGCAGAUGUGAUUCAAGAGGAGUGGUCCUUUCCUGCAAUGUGGAAGCUAUUUUUUUACCUGUUGGACUAAGCACAGGAGCUUUGAUAGCAAUUUUACUGUGCAUUAUCAUACUUUUAGUUAUUGUAGUACUCUACGUAGCAUUAAGAAGACAGAAAAAGAAGGAUGGCCUAAUGACCUCAAAAGAAGAUAUAAGGGACAAUGUUAUCCAUUAUGAUGAUGAAGGAGGUGGAGAGGAGGACACACAGGCUUUUGACAUUGGUGCCCUAAGAAAUCCAAAGGUGAUUGAAGACAAUAAUGUUCGCAGAGAUAUAAAACCUGAACCUUUGUGUGAGCCUCGUCAAAAACCAUCAGCAGAAUAUAACAGUGACAUCAGAGAUUUUAUUAAUGAAAGGCUUCAAGAGCAUGAUGUAGAUCCAAAUGCUCCACCAUAUGACUCACUAGCUACUUAUGCCUAUGAAGGUUCGGGAUCUGUAGCUGAAUCAUUGAGCUCUAUAGAGUCACUGAGAAUGGAGACAGAUCAGAAUUAUGAUUUUUUAAGUGACUGGGGACCCCGUUUUAAAUUAUUGGCAGAAAUGUUUGGAGAAGAAAAUUAUAAUGCCGGCAACAUUACUUAA